GUAAAGCCGACCUCAACAAAGAAGUCACUUUAAUGUAUCGUGUUUGUUUAAAUAAUAUUGAUAAUAAGUAAUGUUACAGUCUACUACAAAAAGUCUGUUAGAAGGAAGAGUCAUUCUAGCAAGUGGCUCACCGAGAAGACGAGAAAUUCUUGAAAAUUUAGGUUUAAAGAUUGAAAUUAUACCAUCAACAUUUGAUGAAAAAUUAAAUCGGAGUAACUAUAAAAAUCAUGGUGAUUUUGUUGCUGAUUUGGCUGCACAUAAAGUUCAAGAUGUUUUUAAACGUCUGAAAGAAAAUAGUGAUAGUGCAGUGUCUCUAAUCAUUGGAGCUGAUACUAUUGUUACCAAAGGAAAUGAAAUUUAUGGAAAGCCUACGGAUAAGAAAGAUGCAUUUACAACACUGUCAUUCCUUGCAGGUAAAACUCAUACUGUUUUUACUGGAGUUUGUCUAAAAACUCUGGAAAAAGAAGUGAAAUUUUGGAACUCCACAGAAGUCACAUUUGGAAAUAUAUCUAUGGAUCAAAUAAAUGCUUAUGUUGAAACUGGAGAACCAUUAGAUAAAGCUGGAGGCUAUGGAAUACAAGGAGUUGGAGGUUGUUUUGUGGAAAAAAUAAAUGGAGACUUCUAUACAGUAGUGGGUUUGCCGCUUUAUUCCACAAUAAAACAUUUGAACAACUUAUUCUGUGAAGUAUGACACACUGUAAAUACAAUGAAAAUGACAACUAUGAGAGUACUUACAAAUGGUAAUCUGUGACAUUGUUAUGUUGAACAAAGCAAAUGUUAUUUCUGACAAAACAAUAGCUCGAUUUGGCGGUGGAACUCUGUGAAUACCCCAUGAACGAUUGGACAGUGUCAAAUCAUAUGGUCCAUCAUAGAAUAACUCAAAGAAC
Molecule: messenger RNA, 887 nt
Organism: Phymastichus coffea
Lineage: Eukaryota; Metazoa; Arthropoda; Insecta; Hymenoptera; Eulophidae
Product: dTTP/UTP pyrophosphatase
Exons: 5
Coding region: 71-691 (206 amino acids)
Molecular function (GO): nucleoside triphosphate diphosphatase activity
Source: RefSeq, a predicted model, not a curated record